This is a messenger RNA of Salvelinus fontinalis (brook trout), 3295 nucleotides long. Its product is annotated as collagen alpha-1(XIII) chain-like. The transcript has 39 exons. The record is from RefSeq and is a predicted model, not a curated record. Lineage: Eukaryota; Metazoa; Chordata; Actinopteri; Salmoniformes; Salmonidae. Bases 37 to 1773 code for a protein of 578 amino acids.
CCCGGACGAUCAGGCUUUCCGGGUGACAAAGGAACAAUGGGAAUUCCUGGAAGAAUGGGGAUAAAAGGAUACGCAGGGGAGAAGGGAGCGCCAGGGGAGCCAGGCCUGUCUAUCAUUGGGCCACGAGGACCUCCUGGACAGCCAGGAACAAGAGGCUUCCCAGGCUUCCCGGGUCCGAUUGGGUUGGAUGGCAAGCCCGGACAGAACGGCUUGAAAGGAGACUUGGGUCAACGUGGUCCUAAAGGAGUUGCAGGUGAACCUGGUCUGAAAGGGGAAAAGAGCGUAUGUGGAGACUACAUUCACAGGAAGCGGCGUAUUGUACAGCCUUGUGUUGGAGGAUUGGCCACACAGGGCGAGCCUGGAGCUCAGGGCCCACCAGGACCUCCCGGCCCUCCAGGGCCCUCAGGGACCUCUGGACUGAAUGGUGCUAGUGGACCGCCGGGUAAACCUGGUGAACCAGGAAAACCUGGGAAAGAUCUAAGGCUCCUACCAGGGAUGAAGGGUGAGCCAGGCAUGGCAGGAAUAAAGGGUGAUGUUGGCCCCGCUGGUCCUGAAGGCCCCAAGGGACUGAAGGGAGACCUUGGACUGAAGGGGGACUUUGGUAUGCCGGGAAUGCCAGGGAAACAAGGAUUGAAGGGAGAGCCAGGUUUUCCAGGCACUCCUGGAAGAAAGGGUCAAGCUGGUAUCCCUGGGACACCUGGUUUUCCUGGAAAGAGGGGCUACAGGGGUGACAAGGGCGAACCCAGCGCAGCAGGAACUGGCAUCAAAGGAGAACCAGGGACCCCAGGACUCCCAGGCCUAUCAGGAUCCAAGGGUGACAAAGGCGACCAAGGUCUCAAGGGGGAAGCAGGAUCUGAUGGCCCAGCUGGACCAAGAGGUCCUCCAGGUGCAGCAGGGGAGCCAGGGAAAUCAGAAAUCAUCAACAAUGAAAAUGAUAUUCGGAAUGUACCUUUGAUGGGCCCACCUGGCCCUCCAGGGGUCUCCGGAACACCAGGAACAAAGGGUGAAGUUGGCCUUCCAGGCCCUUCAGGUCUUGACGGAGAGAAGGGUCCUCGGGGGAAGCCUGGAGAGCCAGGUCCUGUUGGCCCAGCGGGCCCUGAAGGUCCCAGAGGGGAGGGGGGCCUGAUGGGUUUCUCAGGACCCAAAGGAGACAAGGGGGACAUGGGUCCCUUUGGAUCAUCUGGGUUAGACGGCCCUACUGGUGAAAAGGGGGUUUCUGGGCCCCCUGGCCCCAUUGGAUUACCAGGCACAAUGGGUCAGAAGGGCGAGUCCGGAGAUAAGGGAGGAAGGUCAGACAUGGUCUAUGGGCCCCCAGGGCCUCCAGGGCCCCAAGGACCAGUUGGCCCCGCGGGACCUGAAGGACUGGGAGGACCAAAGGGGGAGCAUGGCAUAGGCAUACGGGGAGAGAAGGGAGCAUCUGGUUCGAAGGGCGAUAGAGGGGACAGGGGCCAUCUUGGACUUCCUGGAGCUCAUGGUUUAGACGGCAGGCCUGGUCGAGUGGGUCUAAUAGGACCAGUUGGUGUGGCAGGGCCAGCAGGACCAAAGGGAGAUAGAGGUUUCAUGGGAGAUUCAGGAGUCCCAGGACCAAUUGGUCCUCAAGGCAUCCCUGGUUUAGUAGGACCACAAGGAUUCAAAGGGAACCGGGGAGAGAGGGGCAAGAAAGGCAACAGGGGAACUAAAGGGGAUAAGGGAGACCAAGGAGCACCCGGAUUAGAUGCCCCCUGUCCGUUGGGGGAUGACGGCCUACCAGUAUCAGGGUGUUGGAAUAAAUGACGAUAACUUCGAGGUGGCACGUGUGAUUGUACAUAGAAUAUUUAUUUUUGUACUUUGUAUGUGCUUUCUUAUAUUGAGGGAAGAAAAAGAAAAUCAUAACAAUACGCCAGGAGUUUUGUACAGAUUGUUUAUUUUUAUUACUUGUAAUAAUGUUUAUGUAUUGGAUUUUAUUUUAGAGCUAUGCAUUAUGUCGACAUGUUUGAAUAAGGAAGAAUGACAAUGUGGCUACAUACAGUAUGCAUGAUAUUUGUGCAUAAUGUGAAUGGAUAUUGCCUAUUAACUUAUUGUAUCAUGUGAUGUUGUUUUGUUGUGACCAUGCUGCACUGAAUUGUGGGGCUGGAAAGAUGAAGCGUUGGCUUAUUGAAAUAUCUUAGUUGAACCCUCUUUGUAGCGAUCAAAACUAUCAAAAUGAACAGCACCGCAAAUAAUUCCUGUCUAAAUAUGUACACAACUCAAGUCACGGUGACAGACAGCACUGUAUUUAGUCUGCACUGUACAGUAUAGCCAUUUGAAUCACUAGCACACGGAUACUCAUGGAUCUCAUCCGAUUUGAACCGUUUAGGAUUUCUGAUAUCACAAACCCAUAAAGUAUCCUGACUAGCCAGCAUGCCACACAAGCACAUUUUGUCGCUUUCUCUGAAAGGGGAUCUCAUGAAGGCGGUUUCAACUAAGAUUGCCAGACCAUUUCAAGCUUUAAUUGUUUCCACCAUGGCAAAACUGCCAUUUUUAAAUAGAAAACAAAUACUUAGUGUUUGCUGCUUUUUCACUGGCUGAGUAGUUAUACAGCCAGAGUGACCAACCAUUCUAAGCUAUAGCUUCACAUAUAACCUGACCUCAAUUUGUCCAAGUUAUCUGUAAAUGUUUUUGGGGAACCAAAUCUAAGGGGCCACCCGUUGCUUUUUCACUAUCAGGCUCUCUUUAACCAUGGGUGUUUGCCUUUUUGUUAGAACGUUAUCAAAUUGAGACAAACCCAUGUUACAAGCUUUCUCUUGGAUGACUGAAAUAUUGCUGCUCACCCUUAAGGCAUGCUGCUGCAACCGGCCACAUAGCCUCUACGGCCAGUGUACCUCAUCCAUUUAUUUAUAUUAAGAAAGCCAUUAAUGGACAAUAAAUAUAUAUUUUUUGAUAAGAAAAAAACAGACUUGUUAUUUACAGCUGUUUUAUAGGAUGUCGUAGUCUACGUCUAUGUGUUUAUGAAUCAGUAUUGAAGAAAUGGAUGAAGGGGACUGGAGUAGAGUUGCUCCAUUACCGCUGCUCAUUGUAAAAAAACUCUGUGUUCUGCUCUGCCUGGAAAUGUAUAGCUAGAUUAAGAGAUUGUCAGAUUACCACCCUCAAUAAAGUCUCCACCGGGUUCUUAUACCUCAUACUAUGCCUUGUCCCCCUGCCUUGCCCUCCUUGUGUUAGAGUUCAACCCAUAGUUCAUGGGAAAUCAUUGAGGAUCCGUGUUCAAGUGGACAUGUAUGUUGGUUGACCUAAUAUGUUCAAAAUGACAAUUAGAAAUAAACAUACCAUUUUUACAGUA